This is a messenger RNA of Aureobasidium vineae, 2970 nucleotides long. Lineage: Eukaryota; Fungi; Ascomycota; Dothideomycetes; Dothideales; Saccotheciaceae. The record is from the annotation of a GenBank genome assembly.
AUGCUUCACCAUUUGAUGGUAGGCACCUGGACACCUCCAGGUGCCAUAUUUACCUUNCAAUUCGACGACGAGGCUUUGACCUUGAAAUUGAUCAAAAGAACCGAGAUCCCCAAAGAUGAACCCAUCUCAUGGAUGACUUUUGAUACCAUCUACGGAGCUGCCAUGAAGAAGUGGAACAGUUUCUCUGUCAAGAGUCCAACAGAAAUCGAACACACUGCCUCAUUCCCUAUGGAACACGACCCUAAGGCUUCUCAAGCGGACACCAAAACUCGUGCAAUCUUUGUUUUGGCAGGCAAGAAGCCACCGUAUAAUGUGUAUGGCAACCCUUUCUAUGACCAUGCUGGCUCAGGCAACGUCUUCUCGGUGAACGAGAACGGAAGUCUCAAAGAGAACACCCAGAACUACGACUACUGUCCACAAACAGCAAUCCAUGGCAUGGUCUUCGAUCCCACGGAAACCUACCUCUACUCCGCGGAUAUGUGGGCAAACAGGGUCUGGUGCCAUAAGAAGGACCCAAAGUCGGGACACAUGACCACUAUUGGCAGUGUCGAUGCUCCUGCAGCAGGUGAUCACCCUCGCUGGGUCGAGAUGGCACCUAGUGGAAAGUACCUUUAUGCCUUGAUGGAAGGUGGCAACAGACUUGGAGUGUACUCAAUAGACGAGGAGACCCAUAUGCCUGUCUAUACCAACAAGAUCUAUCCUCUUGUUCCUCCAGGCCAUCAGGAGAUCUACUCCAAGAUGUACCGCUCAGAUGUUGUUUUCCUCUCGUCCAGCGGCAAAUACCUGUUCGCGACAUCUAGAUCGAACUCUCCAGACUUGACGGGCUAUGUUGCAGCCUUCAAGCUGUCCGAGUCUGGUGACAUUGAGCGCCAGAUCUGUCUCAACCCUACGCCUACAAGUGGUGGACACUCCAAUGCCGUCAGCCCUUGCCCUUGGAGCGAUGAAUGGCUAGCUUUGACCGACGACGAAAAGGGCUUUAUCGAGAUCUACCGAUGGAACGAAGAGUUCCUCGGUCGUGUUGCUCAUUGCGAUGUCAAGGAGCCUGGCUUUGGCAUGAAUGCUAUCUGGGUCGCCCUACGGUCGUAUAGAAUGCGUUUGGAACAAGCAUCUCUCUGCCGCAGCUUCUGCCGUGUGCCCAAAGAACGACCCCACUACCCCCUCAUCUCAAAUGUUUUGUUUUCGGGGAGCAACGGCAUCGUCAUUCGGGAUAUAAGCAACCUCUACAAACCAUUUCUCAUAAUCUCAAACCCUACCACCCUUCUUCAAUCUAAGACCUGUGCAAACGAGCAGCAAAAGAACGCAAGCAUGGCAAAGACACCGGGAAUCCUGUAUGUAACCAUGCAACCCUCGGCCACCCUCCCAGCAGCCGACUUCCACGACUGGUAUAAUAACGAACACGGACCCAACCGCUUGCGUCUCCCUUUCAUCCACAAUGGCUUCCGCUACCGCGCCCGCGACAUUGACGCUCAAGGCAAAGGCAAGCACGAAUGGAUGGCCAUCUACGACACCGACGACAUGGACGCCUUCAACUCAGAAGCCUACCUCGCUCUCCGCGGUGCUCCAAUCCAGACCCAGCGUGAACGAGACAUUAGACCCUCUGUUGACAUCGACAGAAGGAGUUUUGACCUCGUGAGCAGCAGAGAAGCCAAAGACUUUAAGAAACUGGAAAAGAUUGAACACUAUGGAGAGGGCAACGUCAUGGUAUCUGUGAGUCUGAGAUUGAAGUCUGGCCACAAAGGUGAAGAGCUGGAUAAAUGGUACAAUGAAGAGCAUAUUGAUAUGUUGUCCAAAGUGCCCGGUUGGCUGCGAACAAGACGCUACGUUACUGCUGCCAUCGACAAGAAGGAUGAAGUCGAGUACAUGGCUCUGCACGAAUACACGCCAAAGAAUGGUCUCGGCGGCAAGGAAUGGCAAGCCACAAACGAUACACCAUGGGCGAAAGACAUCAUGACCAAUGUCGUGGCCGAAAAGGUCAGACGCGAAUACGAGCUCUUCUAUACCUUCGGCGCUGCNCCCCGCGACCUCCAAAACUUCGCCAUUGCCGGGUUCAAGAGAUGGGAUAGUCCAGCCACGCAAACCAGAACGUUCUCUACCGGCAACGAUGGCGGUGCAGUCGAAUCGUACAUCACGACCAGCGACGGAGCAGAACUCCAAUACAGACUCGAAGGCUCAACACAUCCCAACGCACCUUUGAUUGUACUCAGCAAUUCGAUCCUCACAUCCUACGGCAUCUGGGAUCGCAUGGUGGACUUGUUCUUAGCCAAGAACAGCCAAUACCGUAUUCUGAGAUACAACACCAGAGGCCGCACAAGCAAGGCCGGCGACAAGCUCGUCACGAUGGACGUUCUGGCUUCCGAUAUCGUUGCUCUGCUCGAUGCACUCAAGGUGCCCAAGGCAGCAGCAAUCGUGGGUGUCAGCAUGGGCGGAGCAUCCGUGCUCAACGCUGCCCUGACAUACCCAGACAGAAUCGCAACAUUCAUCGCAUGCGACACCAACGACAAGAAUCCCGAGGUCAACAGAAAGGCAUGGGGCGAGCGAGUGGCCAUGUGCGAGAAGGAAAACGCCUCCGGUGAAGAAGGCGAGAAGAUUGUCGGAGAAGAACUCGCCGAAGUCACGGUGAGACGAUGGUUCGCCAAGGAGAGCUACGACGGGAGUGACAUGGAGAAGGAGUGCGAGAGAGUCAAGAAGAUGGUUGUCAACAACAGCCUGGAAGGAUUCAGAAAGAGUGUGGAGGCACUGUGUGACUACAACUUCCAGCCGCACAUGAAGAGUGGAAAAGUUAAGGGUGUAUUUGUGGUUGGCAGCGGAGACGGAGUGCUGCCAAAGACUAUGAAAGAGAUGGCUGCCAGAUAUGGCAGCGAUGGCGCCGAGUGCGUCGAGAUUGAGGGAGCGGGUCAUCUGCCCAUGGUGGAAAAGCCAGACCAAGUGGCAGAGGUGCUUGGUAAACUGGUGGCUUCGUCGUCGUCGUAG